Messenger RNA from Oncorhynchus nerka (sockeye salmon), 2265 nucleotides. Its product is annotated as mucin-2-like. NCBI's taxonomy places the organism in Eukaryota, Metazoa, Chordata, Actinopteri, Salmoniformes, Salmonidae. The record is from RefSeq and is a predicted model, not a curated record. The transcript is spliced from 5 exons. The coding region runs from base 1 to 2265 and encodes 754 amino acids.
AUGUUCAUCAGGAACUGCCCCAGCAAAGAACUAGCCUUCACGUUCAGAGCCAACGCAAUGUACAAAUGGUCUGCACCUGAAGUACAAGAUGUGUUAAACGACUACCAUGCAGAGAUGAGUUUCAAAGCCACCGCAAAAGUGCACAGAGAAACGAGUGAGAGAUUCACUGUGAACAGAGUCGAGACCAAAUGCCACCCAUCCGCCCUCCAACCAGACCGCCACCCAUCCGCCCUCCAACCAGAGCUCCACCCAUCCACCUCCAACCAGACCGCCACCCAUCCACCCUCAGUACAACCAGACCGCCACCCAUCCGCCCCCAACCAGACCGCCACCCAUCCACCCUCCAACCAGACCGCCACCCAUCCGCCCUCCAACCAGAGCUCCACCCAUCCACCCUCCAACCAGACCAUCUACCCAUCCGCCCUGCAAUGGCCAGACCGCCACCCAUCCGUCCCAGGAUCCAACCAGACUGCCACCCAUCCGCCCAACCAGACCGCCACCCAUCCGCCUCAACCAGACCGCCACCCAUCCGCCCUCCAAAGCCAGAGCUCCACCCAUUCCGCCACAGAAGACUCCAACCAGACCGCCACCCAUCCGCCCUCCAACCAGAACCAUAGUACCCAUCCGCAGGUUUCCUCCAACCAGACCGCCACCCAUCCCCCUCCAACCCAGACCGCCAAAUCCUUCCGCCCUCCAACCAGACCGAUAUUGUCACCCAUCCGCAUUGAUUGGUGUAAUAUUCCUCCAAUUUCAGACCGCCACCCAUCCGCCCUCAAAAUGGCCAGACCGUCCACCCAUCCGCCCUCCAACCAGACCGCCACCCAUCCGCCCUCCAACCAGACCGACCCAUCUCUGCCUCUGGGAGACAGACUGCCACCCAUCCGCACCUCCAACCAGACCGCCAGCCCAUCCGCCAUCCAACCAGGACCGCCAGAGUUCCCAUGCCCAUGCCAGGACCAGGGCCGCCCUCCAACCAGACCGCCACCCAAUCCUGCCUCCAACCAGACCGCCACCCAUCCGCCUCCAACCAGACUGCUGCCACCCAUCCGCCCCUCCAACCAGAGCUCCACCCAUCCGCCCUCCAACCAGACCGCCACCCAUCCACCCUCCAAAGGAGAAAACCGCCACAACCGCCUCCAACCAGACCGCCAUGAUGAUUCAACCGCUCUCCAACCAGACAUCGCCACCCAUCCGCCCUCCAACCAGACCGCCACCCAUCCGCCCUCCAACCAGACCGCCACCCAUCCGCCCUCCAACCAGACCGCCACCCAUCCGCCCUCCAACCAGAGCUCCACCCAUCCACCCUCCAACCAGACCGCCACCCAUCCACCCUCCAACCAGACCGCCACCCAUCCGCCCUCCAACCAGACCGCCACCCAUCCACCCUCCAACCAGACCGCCACCCAUCCACCCUCCAACCAGACCGCCACCCAUCCACCCUCCAACCAGACCGCCACCCAUCCACCCUCCAACCAGACCGCCACCCAUCCGCCCUCCAACCAGACCUCCACCCAUCCACCCUCCAACCAGACCGCCACCCAUCCACCCUCCAACCAGACCGCCACCCAUCCGCCCUCCAACCAGAACCAGCUCCACCCAUCCACCCUCCAACCAGACCGCCACCCAUCCGCCCUCCAACCAGACCACCGCCACCCAUCCGCCCUCCAACCAGAGCGCCACCCAUCCGCCCUCCAACCAGACCGCCACCCAUCCGCCCUCCAACCAGACCGCUCCACCCAUCCGCCCUCCAACCAGAGCGCCACCCAUCCUCCCUCCAACCAGACCGCCACCCAUCCGCCAUCCAACCAGAGCGCCACCCAUCCACCCUCCAACCAGACCGCCACCCAUCCGCCCUCCAACCAGAGUGCCACCCAUCCACCCUCCAACCAGAGCGCCACCCAUCCGCCCUCCAACCAGAGCGCCACCCAUCCGCCCUCCAACCAGAGCGCCACCCAUCCGCCCUCCAACCAGAGCGCCACCCAUCCGCCCUCCAACCAGAGCGCCACCCAUCCGCCCUCCAACCAGAGCGCCACCCAUCCGCCCUCCAACCAGACCGCCACCCAACCGCCCUCCAACCAGAGCGCCACCCAUCCGCCCUCCAACCAGAGCGCCACCCAUCCGCCCUCCAACCAGACCGCAACCCAUCCACCCUCCAACCAGAGUGCCACCCAUCCACCCUCCAACCAUAGCGCAUUUCAUGACCCUAAACCUUCCCGCCCUGUGGAUAUAACCACAGAAGACUCAUAUCAAACAUCUCCAAUCUAA